Molecule: messenger RNA, 798 nt
Organism: Aegilops tauschii subsp. strangulata
Lineage: Eukaryota; Viridiplantae; Streptophyta; Magnoliopsida; Poales; Poaceae
Source: RefSeq, a predicted model, not a curated record
AUGGUUCACGAGGAUGAGAGCAGCGAUGACUACUCCAGCCUGCAGUACAUGAACUCCUCCUCCGACGGCAUGCUGUACCGGAUCCCUGCCAGCAUUGAAGACCAAGACUACAUGGGCAUUGAGACUGGAACCAUUGUUCCCUGCCAGCACCAUGGUCUGCCAUGUGAGAGGCGUGUAGCCUUUGAGGGAUUUGAGAUGGGCUGGAGGUUCUUAGCCUGUCCUCUUAAAGUGCUGAAUAUAUUGCAGGAAGGUCAGAACUGUGGUUCUGUUGAAUGGGUUGACCCAGAGCGGCCUCCUACAAUGCAGAAUGCAUUGUUGAAGCUAUGUGAAAUGUAUCAAGACAGUAGGAGUGAUAGGAGGAAGGAUAACCUGGAGAGUUCACUCACUAUUCACCAUUUGAUAGAAGAAAAAAAUAAACUGGAGGCCAACUAUGACAAAUUAGUUGAAGAUGUUCAUCAACUUUUGAAUGCCCAAGAGGAUAGGGUGCUGGAUUUCAGAUAUUUGCAGUCUAAGAUGGAGAGUGCAGAGGAGAGGAAAGCUGAGGUGACCAACUCAGUUGUCUCAGAUAUGAAGACAGAGAUGGAGAAGAAAGAGGCAGAUAUCUUCAAGCUGCAAGAGAAGUAUGCAGUCCUUAUGAACCUGACAAAAGCCCAAGGCACUGUCAUCAGGAACAUGAAGUUCAACCAUUUGAAAGAGAAGGAAGUGCUUAGUGCAGCCAUGAGGAACUUGCAGUUCCAGGUUGAAGAACUAACUAAGUCUGUGGAGAAGCUCACCCAAGAGAAUCUAGAGCUGAAGUAG